Molecule: messenger RNA, 1637 nt
Organism: Alligator sinensis (Chinese alligator)
Lineage: Eukaryota; Metazoa; Chordata; Crocodylia; Alligatoridae
Gene: MAFA
Product: MAF bZIP transcription factor A
Biological process (GO): regulation of transcription by RNA polymerase II; retinal rod cell development
Cellular component (GO): nucleus
Molecular function (GO): RNA polymerase II cis-regulatory region sequence-specific DNA binding; DNA-binding transcription factor activity, RNA polymerase II-specific
Source: RefSeq, a predicted model, not a curated record
GGAGAAGUGGCCCGCCUCCCCCCUCCUCCCCCUUCCUCCGGCGGCCGGCAGAGGAGGGGGGGUGUUUGCAAGGAGAGGGGGGAGCGCCCUCGCCGCUUGAUUUUCAUUUUUUUACAUCCAUCUAUUUUUAAGUUUUCCUAUGGACUGAGAUGGCCUCCGAGCUGGCCAUGAGCGCGGAGCUGCCCACCAGCCCCCUGGCCAUCGAGUACGUCAACGACUUCGACCUGAUGAAGUUCGAGGUGAAGAAGGAGCCGCCCGAAGCCGAGCGCUUCUGCCACCGCCUGCCGCCCGGCUCGCUGUCCUCCACGCCCAUCAGCACGCCCUGCUCCUCCGUGCCUUCCUCGCCCAGCUUCUGCGCCCCCAGCCCCGGCGGGCAGGCGGGGGUGGCUCCCGGCGGGGGCGGCGCGGCAGCCAACAAGCCCCAGCUGGAGGACCUGUACUGGAUGUCCAACUACCAGCACCACCUGAACCCCGAGGCGCUCAACCUGACCCCGGAGGAUGCCGUGGAGGCGCUCAUCGGCGCCCCCCCCCCCCCCCCCCCCCACCACCAGCCGGGCUACGAGGGCUUCCGCGCGCAGGCCUUCGGCGCCGAGGAGAUGCCGCCCUCGGGCCACCACCACCACGCGCAUCACCACCACCACGGGCAUCACCUGCGGCUGGAGGACCGCUUCUCGGACGACCAGCUGGUGAGCAUGUCGGUGCGGGAGCUGAACCGGCAGCUGCGCGGCUUCUCCAAGGAGGAGGUGAUCCGCCUCAAGCAGAAGCGGCGCACGCUGAAGAACCGCGGCUAUGCCCAGUCGUGCCGCUACAAGCGGGUGCAGCAGCGGCACAUCCUGGAGAACGAGAAGUGCCAGCUCCAGGGCCAGGUGGAGCAGCUCAAGCAGGAGAUCGCCCGCCUGGCCAAGGAGAGGGACCUCUACAAGGAGAAGUACGAGAAGCUGGCCGGCCGCGCCUUCCCCCACGAGCCCUCGCCCGCCGCCGCCCCGGGGAAAACCUCCGCCGACUUCUUCAUGUGAGGCUCCCCUGCGACGGGGGCAAGGCUUUUCCCCACCCUCCCCUUUCAUCCCCUGUACAUAGAUCCCUGGCGCUGUCUCCCUCUCGGCUUCCUCCCAGCCGCCGGACCGGGAUGGACGCAAGCGAUGAUGGGCUGUCUGGGAUGGCUUGGACGGGGAUGAUCCUGCCUCGGGACUGGAUGGACGCAGGUUAUGGGUCAGGCAGGGCGCCGGACUAGACGGACACAAGCGGUGGAUGGUUUGGACGGGGCCGAUCCCGCUUCGGGGCAGGGGGCUGGACCAGACGUGGCCUCUGGAGGUCUCUUCCAGCCCUGCUUCUCGAGGAGGAUCCUGCGAGACCCAGCCCCCAGGCAGAGAAGGCUGCUGCCCCAGACGUGCAGGCAGAGAAGGCUGCCACCCCCACUUCCAGGCACAUCCAGGCUGGACUCUUUUGCAAGCUUGUCUUUUAUUUGGGAUGGGGAGGGGGUCCUUUCCCAUCCAAAAAAGCCAAGAAAAGGAGCAUUUUUACCUCCCCUCUGCAGCCACCCCCGAUGCGACAGAACUUUGUACCUCCCCAGACCUGGCUUUGGCCAAGGACAAGCAGCCAGGCACGCGCACGCACUCCUGAGUCUUAACGGGGGAGAG